GUAGCUGUGAGUGUUUGGGAUUGACAUUACUUCAAUCAAUACGUAAACAACAGAAAUUGGCGCGAAAGGUCACAAGAUAAUCAGCAAUCAUGAAUGCUCAUGAAUCAGGUCCAAGUAGAAAGAAAAGAAAACAAAAUGAUUCUUCAAUUUCCAAAAAGGACUUUAAAGAGGCAGGGCCUUCACAUUCCACAAAAGAAAAAUCCAUCAACACUUCAUCCGGCAUUCACUGUGGCCUACCGGGAAAUGAGUACCAAAUUUUGGUUACAAUGUUUGCAAUGUUGCGUGUUUACAACAAGUAUCCACAGAACCAGUUUGAACUAAGGAUGGAACGUACGGAUGCUGGAAAAUUCGACGAUAUUUGGAUCAAAGUGGAGGACGAAGAGCUCUUCGUCCAGGUCAAGUAUGAGUCAGCAAAGUCCAACAUAACGAAAGGUAUGCUGCUGCCUGGGACGAAAACGGGGCGAGAUGAGGGAGCUUUUUCGUUGUACAAGUACGUUGAAUCGUUUAGUGGGCUUAACAAGUGCUGUGUACUGCUAACGAAUAAAUCGAUCAGUAAUAACAUCUCAGGAAUGUUAAGUCCGUUAAAGGGACGUAAUUUAUUUACUAAACUGUUUGGAACUUUAGGGCAACAUUACCGAUUGAAGAAUGACAGCAGUGUGAUAGGAGAUUUAAGUGAUUUUGAAACGAUCAACUCGUUUUGUAAGCAGUUUAUACUUUCCGUUAAUUUUCCCAAUGCAGAAGGCCUUGAACAAAAAAUUCAUCAAGAAAUUGAAGAUUUGGUUGACGAAAAUGUUGAAAUCCUUCAAGAAGAUGCAGAACAUGUGUUUAACAGACUUAGGGCAAAAUUAGUUGAUUUUGUUUGUAAAAAAGAAUCUAGGGGUACUACCAUAUACAAAGCAUGGAUUCAUUCAUUCCUCAAAAUGAUAAACGAAGAUUACAAAUGUAUUACAAAUGCAUAUUACCACGAAUUUAUCGAUAACAUGCAAAACUACUCCCAUGUGAGCAUUGAACAUGAACGAUUGAACCGUUUAAUAAGUUAUUUCUCAGAUUCCCGAAUUGUAUUGUUGGAAUUCAAAAAUACUUAUGUUCUUCGAAUAGUGCAGUCAUAUCAAGUGGUUAAAGAUAAAUUGUUUACGUACCUAUUGUUUAGUAGACUGAAUAACCCUACCACUAAAACCAAGUUUGAGAACGCUUUCAAAUCUAGCGAGAGCAAACGCAGCGACCUGCUGAUCCUGGUCGAUGAUGAAGGUAAUGCAUGCUCUGUGUUUGAUUGGAUACAAAAUGUGCCCAAAUCAUCUACUAAAAUAAUUGUUAUCUCCAGUAAGGCUUCUGAACUCAAAGCAAAAUGUGACGAGCAAAAUUUUCCAGCUGCAAUAGAAACUGAGGAGAUCACACUGGCAGAUUUGAGUGUUGAUUGUAGGGAGAUAUUUCUUAAACAGAAAAUUAUGUUUCAGGGUUUCGAAACAGAGCUAGGAAGCAUGCCGGAGUUGAGCUCUCUCCAGCGGCAAAUUGGCGAAACUCGUUUGGAAAAACUUAUUAAUGGGGUUUUCUUAAAAAUUGGCUCUCCACUGCCAGAUAUUGCUAGCUGCUGUCCCUUUUAUAUUCCAAGGACCUUCACAAUAACAAAUUAUUUCUGUGACGUUCUUGAAUUUCGAAGCAUCAAAAAAUUUGUUUUUGAUACAAGUUGCUUUAAAGUUGAACAUAACCAAGAAGCAGAAAAUGAAUGUAAUCUUAUUGAUAUAAACAAAAUUCAUUCAGGAUUACACACUGUUCAUAUUUUGAAGAGAUCUAAUGAGAACUACAAUUUUCUGUGUAGUGUUCGAAGAUUUUACAGCUUUUUUGGAAACAGACCAUAUUUUGAUUCGAUUAGCUCCAGUUGCACAGAAGAAAAUAUACUUAGGGAUAGACCUUGCGGAUUCGUUGACAAGGUCAAAAUUUUGUCUGGUGAAAUCGGCACUGGAAAAAGUACCACCUGGGUUCAGUUGGUCAAGCUUCUGAAAAAGUCGGAUACUUCGACUUGGGUUGUAUUCAUUAAACUGUCCGAUGGUGUUAUCGAAAAACAGUUGAAAGCAAAACUAAACAAGGAAGUAAAUGAAGAAUUCGUUACGAAUUUGAUGGAGCAAGCUGUUUCCAACGAUUUGUGGGAUUGGGAAUAUCUAAGGACAUGCCUAAAUACCGUCUCCAAUAAAAUAACCGUGUUUCUGGAUGGAUUUGAUGAAAUUUGUCCCCGUUACAAAUCAAUUGUUAUAGAUAUAAUCAACAGACUUUUAGGCAUGUCUGUCCAAAAUAUAUUUGUGAGUACGAGAAUGUACAUGGAGAAUGAAUUGCAAAGAGAGUUUCUCGCUACAGCGUAUCAUCUGCAACCAUUAACAGAAGAUGAACAAAUUUUGCUGAUUAAACACAACUGGUCUGUACAGGGAGAUACGGAAGAAGAUGUAGAUCACAUUUUCCGUCGAAUGGUUUACAAGCUGGAAAGAUUUACGUCCGUCUAUAACUUCUUUAGUCCCUCCGCUUACUUGGGAUCUCCAUUAGCAAUUAAAAUGAUUGGAAAUCUUCCCCGUCAAAGAGUUGAAGAGUUUUUGAUGGAUCAAUACACCAUUUACGACUUGUUCAAAGAUUUUGUGCUGCAGAUUUUUGACAGAUAUUGUGCAGAAAAAGCGGGUCUGGCACCCGAACGGAACACGGCUCAAAACGUUCAAUCGAACAUAAAACAGCUUUUCUACCAUCAAUUCAGCCUUUUUGCCUUCAAAUGGUUAUUCACGACAGAUGAUUUAAACAUCUUUCUGACGGAUGAAGAACGAAGGAUGUUACAAAAACUAUCCGAAAUGCCAAUUGAAGAAACGACAGUUUGUGACCUCAUACUUUAUCCACCACGAUUUAUUCAUCGAUCAUACGCAGAAUACUUCGUAGCAUAUUUAAUUCAUUACAAGUUUGAAAGAACUGACGAUGUAGAGCAAUUUUGGACCACAUUCGGUCGGGUUGUGAAUCUGGAUGGCAAAGAUCUUGUGGGAAUAUUCUUUAUUUACAUGUUGGAAAAGGAAGGUUGUAUACGUUUAGAAGGUUCCAAAGUGAUCGAAGCUUUAAAUUUCAUAACGGCUGAUCCAGCAAGAUUCGUUUGUGAACAUAGGCUACCAAAUUGCUUCAGGAAAUACCUUUCAAGCUAUCCUGCUCAACUUCAUACGUUGGUUGGUAUCGCCACUCAGUACAAUCAACUAGAAAUGAUUAAAAUACUACUUGAGCAUGGAGUUGAUCAGUACGAUCUGUUAAACGAAGCCAUUUUGCGUAAUCGUCAAGAUCUAGUGCAAUAUUUGGUUGCAAAUGGCGAGCGUAUUUUUGAAAGGGAUGGUCUCACUCUUCUGCACAAGGCUGCUAAAGUUGGAAAUAUCAAAAUCGCACUUGAGAUUAUUAGAAAAGGUGCUCAUAUAAAUAGGCUGGAUUCGUCGGGAUAUACUCCAACCAUGUAUGCGUAUAAACAUCGGCAGUUCUACAUGGCGUCCUUCCUGCGCGAGCGUGGAGGAUCUUUUGAUGGAAAACUUGGGCUAUCUUCAAGAUUCGAUGGGGAUAAAUUAGAUUGUUUUGCACCGUAUGAUGGAUUAAGAACUGACAUUCGAGAUUCAUUGUUGCUUUUGUUUACGCAUUUUAUUGAAAAUAAUCAAUGUUCAACCUUCAAAAUUAUAGAGCAGAGAGAGGAUUAUAGGCUUCUUAGAAUUGAUGAAAAAUACAUUAUAUUGGUGAAGGUACUGGAUCUUGGCAGAUGUGUUAACAUUUUUAUUUCACAUCCCCAGUCGCUAGAAAGCGGUUGUUAUAUCGUUUCGGAUGAAUAUUUCAUGGGAGGUACUCAAACAGCCGAUACUCCACUGGAAACAUUUUUCGUUACAGCAUUCUUGUAUUCGAUACGUACACCGAUACUUAAUGUCUAUGAAAAAAAAAUCCAAGCUCAGAUUGCUCAAUAUGUAACAAAAUUCACAUCCAUAAAUAACACAGACGCGAUUAGUUUUGCCAGUAACUUGAAAUUCUUUAAUGUCGGUUUCACACGAUCGAUAUUUCAAAAACAUAUACUCUUGAGACUAAAAAGAACCUUUCCAUUCAGGUGCCCGGAAUACACUUUGGCUAGAAUUCAGUACACGUUAGCCGCAGAACUCAGCGAAGGAACCGAAUGGAAUCGUGAACGUGCAAAUGCCUAUUUUUCGGACCUUUGUCGAGAAGCUCACGAGCUACACUCUACGGAAGCUAGACUGAAGUACAGUAAUUUUCGGUUUAAAAACCCCGUUUCUUCAACAGCAAAGCUGGAAGACUUUUUGCAGUCUUCACAGGCAAAACCAUUGAUUGUUCAUAAUACAAUCGAAGCUGCUACAAUCGUGCAAUAUCUUGGAACUCGUAUUGAUGAUCACAUUCCAGGUUGGAUGAUGCAGCCUGAGGAAGUAAGCAACAUUAUAUCUCAUGAUUCAAAACUAGUAUUUGUGCAUAACUUGGAUUGCCAAACUGAUUUGACACACGAGUGUGAAGAUUGUAGUCGCAAACUUAUGAUUUGUGACCAGUUUUCUAAAAAGAAUGCUCAACUAAAAUUCAUCAUUUCAUUAAAACAUCAUUCACAAUCCACUGUUCGUGAUCUGGACGUGCUUCACGGUGACCACUUAAACGAAAUUUUACAUUAUCCAAUAACAUUCCAAGCCAACCAGAUGACCCUGGGAAUGCUGGCUGAUUCCUUGUUUAAAUACUGCAUUGAAAGUGGCGCUCUCGAGUACAUGGCUCUGAACCUUCCGAUUAGUCUGGGUCAACAGCAUCCAUUGUACUAUGUUUCAUGGGAUUACACAAUCACCAGAUCAGAUUUCAAUCGCGAUGAAUGUCCACCGAGUUUUCAUCAAUCGCUAGGCGAAAUUCUCCAAGAAAAAAUCGCCUUCAUUUCGUCCGACCAUGAAUUGUCCAUUAUGGCUUGUUCCGAAUGUGCCCUUCCGGUGGAGUUUCCUAUGCCAGCAGCUGCAACCUUCCUGGCUUGCGAGUCAAGCUGGUGUCGUAAGGAUAAGUGGGUGAUUGCCUUAGAUGACUUUCCCCAAAUUGCUCAAAAUAGCAGUACAAUUGAUGCACUGCUGAGCUGGAUUCGGUCCAACGACCACGAUACGCUCUCAAGAAGUUGUCUGGAAUUCUGCCUAAGGAAAACACCGAAUGAUGUCGUUUUGAUCCUCGAUGCUCGUGACAAAGUUCUUGAUUUGAGCUUCGAAAAUUUCCUUAGGAAAUUAUCUGACACAGGAGUCUUCUCAGUUAUUGUACACAUUAAAAAUGAUCAGCAGGUACCUAAAACAUCUACGCUUAACUUUAAAUUGUACAAUCUUAAAAAGGUAAACCUUGCUUCUUCGUUUGAAAGGGAACUUCCUCAAGAAGCGCGCAACUGCCAUCACAUGAAAAAGGGUUAUAGAAGCGAAAAGGGAGUACGUGCUUAAAAUGAAAUUUCGAUUCGGAAUCGGUGUCUCUCGGGAAAUACUUUUCUUGAGUCCAAUGAAGGGUUUCAUUCAAAAAUUGAAGCAAAAAAUCCAACCCAUGUUUAUCGGUAAAACUAAAAAGGAAACAAAAACAAUAUGCAUUUGAUAAUUUAGUCAAUAGAAUUACACGACAAAGUAAAACUCAUGUCUUGUGAAUUCCGAUAUCUCUUUGGUUCUUCUGAGAAAAAGCUUCCCCGAGUCCAAUAUAAUCGACAAAAUUAAUGUUAUGGUAACGCAGACAUAGCAGAAUCAGUUUAAAAUCAAAAUAUUUAAACAAUAAACCAUGCGUCUCCUCCAAAUUAUAUGACCCGUCUACAAUUGCAUGAGAGAGGUUAUGGUUCAGUGAUGAUCAUUCAUUUAUUUACUGCAGUUUUGAAUGUCCAGUGUUAUUGUUAUGGAA
Messenger RNA from Culex pipiens pallens (northern house mosquito), 5877 nucleotides. RefSeq lists its product as uncharacterized. The record is from RefSeq and is a predicted model, not a curated record. Bases 90 to 5438 code for a protein of 1782 amino acids. Lineage: Eukaryota; Metazoa; Arthropoda; Insecta; Diptera; Culicidae. The transcript has 3 exons. Gene Ontology annotation, cellular component: cytoplasm; nucleus. Gene Ontology annotation, molecular function: protein binding.